Messenger RNA from Daldinia vernicosa, 1619 nucleotides. RefSeq lists its product as uncharacterized. NCBI's taxonomy places the organism in Eukaryota, Fungi, Ascomycota, Sordariomycetes, Xylariales, Hypoxylaceae. The coding region runs from base 187 to 1128 and encodes 313 amino acids. Gene Ontology annotation, molecular function: RNA binding. The transcript has 5 exons. Gene Ontology annotation, biological process: tRNA modification. The record is from RefSeq and is a predicted model, not a curated record.
GGUAUAUGCACGUGUUACCCACGUGACCACCAUAAUCAUAAACUUAUGCUAUGUUAUGUACCUCUUGCCUCUGCAAUUAAAUCGCAAUUACAAGCAUCACGAUCAAACUCCGAUUCAUAAUAUAGCUCGAGUCAAAUCAGCAGAAGUUCCAUCCUUCAAUCCUAAUUUACUACCCCCAUCCGAGCCAUGGAUUCUUCUGAGAAGAGAAAACAGCCUCCCUCUAAUGGGUCCGACGGUCGUCCCGUUAAAAAAAGCAAAGGCGGUAGUAAUGGCAGAUGGCAGACGCCUCACCAGAAGGCCAAACUCGAGGCCAUAAAGGGCAGGAGUCUGGAAGUGGGUGACAUGGGCAUCUGGACUACGUGUGUUAAAGGCAAGGAGCGACAGGCUUUAGCAGAAAUGGUUGAUCUCUGCGAAGAGUACGGCGAGAAGCUUUACGACAUCAAACGCCAAGAUCCCGCUGAGGCCAAGGAUGACGAGGAGGAUGACGAUGAUAUUGAAUCAUCCAUCAAGAAGGAAAUCCAAGGGAUGAAACCUGCGAGCAAAUCGAAGGACUCGGUAUUCGAGCCCAUGCGCAUGAAUCUCGAUUGUUUGCUAUUCAUACGGACGAAGCCGCCUGUCGACCCCGUCGCGCUCGUUCAGCAGAUCUGCAAGGAUGCAAAGGCGAUUACCGAGAAGUCACAGCGGCGAGCGAGAUUCAUCAAUCGGUUUACCCCCGUCACGCUGACUGCGAAAGCUACCGAGGCUGGCCUCGAGGAGGUUGCUAAGAAUGUCCUGGCUAAGCACUUCCAGCUUGCAGCAGGCGAGGACGGAGAGACGGAGGUCCCUAAUGGGGAUGCUUAUUCAUACGCUAUUCGGCCUAGCUUCCGCGCCCAUAACACCCUCAAGCGCGACGAUGUGAUCAAGAAAGUCGCAUCGCUCAUCGCGCCGCGCCACAAGGUCAACCUCUCAUCUCCGGACAAGGUUAUUCUCAUCGACAUUUACCAGACAUUCUGCGGCAUGAGCGUCGUCGACGGAGACUGGGAGUCUCUGAAGCGGUAUAAUCUCCACGAGAUAUACCUGUCGGCGCUAGGGCCCGACGAGAAGAAGAAGCAGGAGAAGAGUACGCAGACGGAAGAGUCUAAGGAUUAGAGUUAGAUAUAUAGUGCGAUGCUACAUCGAAGGAACUACGCUAAUACUCGUGGGAUGUAACGUAGGCAGCAUUAGUCCUACCCCGGAUUCCAGGUCGAUUUGCUGAGCUUUGCUGAGCUAAUCCUAUAGCCUCUUUUGACUACCUGCCUUAGGUGUCUGUUCUAUAAAGGUUAACGGGUGGUGAAUACCUGUUUGCUGGUUGAUUAUCAAGUGGGCAUUUCUCACUGGAAGAGGCGGUAAUGUUGCACUUCGAGACUUCGAGAAUUGUAAGGUAGGUAGUUACCCCAAAGCAACGAUGGUAAAUUAUGUGCCCAGUCGGUCUUUUUCUGGGCAUAUUAACAAGCAAUUUGUUAUUAAAGUAGGCUUACCUUGUGUAUUGUUUACGUUAUACGCCUCCUUACUACCACCCCUUUUACUAUAAGAGUGUAUUGUUGAAUCAAGCGAGAUAAUCCAACUUCAUUUAUUCUACCCUAUGCUGUAACCUCACUGUU